AUGUCCGUGAGUAUCCUAGUGAUCCUUGCGUUGAAUGCAUGGCUUCCAGCACAAGCCCACACAAGUUUCCGCUUCAACAAAUUCAAUGCCUGCACCCUUUAUCAGAUUGAAAAUCCUUCAAUCUGCUCCGGUGCCAUCUGCCUCACCAAUCAAUCACAACAACAUAUGUCUAGCCGAGCUUUAUAUACCGAGCCUGUGCGGAUGAAAGAUCCCAACUCCAGAAAUAUGAGCUCAUCAUUCAGCACCACCUUUGUAUUCACAAUCGUUCCUCUUUCUUCCAGUCCUUCACACGGUGGACAGGGGAUGGCUUUCAUCAUAACGCCCAGUAAGUCUUCGGUUGGACAUUCAUCAGCCCAGUUUGUCGGUUUGUUCAACAUUUUCAGCGUCGGCAAGCCUUCCAAUCAUCUGUUUGCCGUUGAAUUCGACACAACCCUCAACGAGGAAUACCAAGACAUCAACGACAAUUACGUCGGCAUGGAUCUCAACGGCCUCACCUCUGUAAAGGUUGAACCUGCCGGCUACAGGAUUGGCAACCAGUUGCAUCAAAUUGAUCUCAACAGUGGACACAAUAUUCAGGCUUGGAUCGACUACAAUCAUACCCAAAAUCAACUGAAUGUUACAAUGGUAGAAGCCGGUUCACUUCGACCGAAAGAGCCUCUUAUAUCUCUUAAUAUUACGAAUCUGUCCAACAUUUUCGAAGAAGAAAUGUACGUUGGUUUCUCUGCAGCAACAGGAACCAUCGUUGAAGACCACUGUGUCCUUGCCUGGAGCUUCAGCACAAAUGGAUCCGUACCUGAGCUGGAUCUAUCUCAUCUUCCUUCCCUCAUUAUGCCCAAGAAUUCGAGCUCUCGUCUUAUAGCCGAAAUUACUACACCUCUGGCACUUGUCUUGUUGCUUCUGGUUGUUGCAGCUUUAUUUUGGUGGAGGAGAAAUAAGUACAGAGACGAUAUUGACGAAUGGGAGAUGGAGUAUUGGCCUCACAGGUUUAAGUACAAAGACUUGCAUAUUGCAACCAAAGGCUUCCAAGACGAACAAGUUUUGGGCUGUGGAGGUUUCGGUCGGGUUUACAAAGGAGUCCUCCCUGCUAACGGCCUUGAAGUUGCUGUUAAAUCCAUCUUUAAAGAAGCCAACGAAGCCCUGAAGGAAAUCAUUGCAGAGAUUUCAAGUUUGGGGCAUUUACAGCACCGAAAUCUCGUACAAAUCAGAGGCUACUGCAGGAGGGGAGCAAAGUUAUUCAUAGUGUAUGACUACAUGCAAAAUGGAAGCCUGGACAAGAUGAUAUUUGACAAUAGCGAAAGCGUGCUGGCAUGGGUUCAUAGGUACAGAAUUCUGAGGGACGUUGCUGCAGGACUGCUGUAUCUUCACGAAGGGUGGGAGAAAAUGGUAGUGCACAGAGACAUCAAAUCCAGCAACGUUUUGUUGGAUUCUGAACUUAAUGGUAAGCUGGGGGACUUUGGGCUUGCUCGCCGGUACGAGCAUAAAGGAAACCUACUAACUACUCGUGUGGUAGGUACGCUCGGGUACAUUGCACCGGAGCUGGUAAACACAGGAAAGGCCGCUCCUAGCGCAGAUGUGUUCAGCUUUGGUAUCUUAAUGUUGGAGGUUGCCUGCGGGAGAAGGCCUGUGGAUCCCUCUCUCGAUGCUUUCCAGAUAAUAUUGAUAGAGUGGGUGAGAGAGCUGUAUGCGAAAGUUAGGCUCAUGGAUGCAGCUGAUCCCAAUCUUGGUGGUGAAUGCGUUGAACAUGAGAUGGAGAAGGUACUCAAAUUAGGACUUCUGUGCUGCAAUCCUAAGCCAGAGGCGAGACCUGCCAUGAGACAGGUAUUGCAGAUAAUUGAAGGGGAAGCGUGUCUUCCCAGUUUAGAUCCAUAUGAGAUGAGUGGAGAGAGCAGUAGUUUAUAUCCAAGUACGGGAGUAUCGUUCGGCUCGAUUUCCAGGUCUUUAGAUGGACGAUAG
Molecule: messenger RNA, 1953 nt
Organism: Cryptomeria japonica (Japanese cedar)
Lineage: Eukaryota; Viridiplantae; Streptophyta; Pinopsida; Cupressales; Cupressaceae
Product: L-type lectin-domain containing receptor kinase SIT2-like
Exons: 1
Coding region: 1-1953 (650 amino acids)
Biological process (GO): protein phosphorylation
Cellular component (GO): plasma membrane
Molecular function (GO): ATP binding; protein kinase activity; carbohydrate binding
Source: RefSeq, a predicted model, not a curated record